Cavenderia fasciculata is the source of this 993-nucleotide messenger RNA. RefSeq lists its product as uncharacterized. Bases 1 to 993 code for a protein of 330 amino acids. Gene Ontology annotation, cellular component: nucleus. The transcript has 6 exons. NCBI's taxonomy places the organism in Eukaryota, Evosea, Eumycetozoa, Acytosteliales, Cavenderiaceae. The record is from RefSeq and is a predicted model, not a curated record. Gene Ontology annotation, biological process: DNA damage response; replication fork processing.
AUGUCUCAACAACAAUCAGAUAUAGAUAUAGUAGCUAUGGGUGGUGACGAUGAGGAGUUGUCAACUCUCAGAUCAAACAGAAAAAGAGUGAUUGUUGUUCAAGAGGAAGAGGAAGAAGAGUAUCAAGAUCAAUACAUUGUAAAUAAUAAUAAUAAUAAUAAUAAUAAUAAUAAUAAUAAUCAUAGUAAUAGUAAUAAUAAUGUAAAUAAGAAUAAAAAUAAUAAUAAUAAUGAUAUCAGUUAUGAUGAUUACGUAUUUGAUGAUAGUGAACCAAUGAAUGAAUUUAUAGAUGAUGAUUACAUUCCAGAGGAAUUAGACAAUGCUGUUAAACCAAACAAACCGCCUACAACAAUACCAGCACCUCGAUCAACAACCAAUAACUCCUCCACUACCAACAACCUCACAACAAAGGAUAUGUCUAUAUCGAUCAAAAAGAAAAACAAGUUAAAAAAGAGAGUAUUUGAUACUAAAGACCUUCAAAUGGAAUAUGGUCUUUCAAAACUCUACACAAUGUUAAAAAAGAAACAAUUUGGUUCAAAGUUUACUCCAAGAGAAAAUUUGACAACAUUAUUUACUACUUUUGAAAAUUGGUCAAGAGGUAUUGUUCCAAUAUCAUUGGAACAUUCUAUCAGUACAAUCGAGAAAUUAGGAAAAACACAAGCCGUUGUUAAUAUUGUAACUGCUUUGGAAAAUGGAACAUGGGUUCCAUUUACACAAGACGAUGUAGAAGAUGAAAAAGAUAGACAAUCAAGUAAUGAUCAUCCCUUUUCCAACGAUACGAUGGGCAACAGUAAUAGUUCAACUACAUCGAAUAAAACCACAACAUAUAAUAAUAAUAAUUAUAGCAAUAAUAAUCAUGUUGGUGGACUGGCAGAUUUGAGUUCUGGAAUUAAUCAAGCUAAACUUGCAUUGCAUUAUUUGGUCACACGAGACGUUUUAUAUAAAAUCCUAUAUCAUAUCAAAUCAAAUCAAUCACUUAAACCCGAUCAUUAA